Symbiodinium necroappetens is the source of this 549-nucleotide messenger RNA. NCBI's taxonomy places the organism in Eukaryota, Dinophyceae, Suessiales, Symbiodiniaceae. The record is from the annotation of a GenBank genome assembly.
AUGCCUGUGGAGGGUAUGACAGUGGGCGAGCUCGCAGAAAAGAUCAGAAAGCCCGUUGCCGGGAUUAUCACCUACUUCUUUGCAGAGAAGGGCAAGCCCCUGACCAUCAACGACUUCCUGGAAAAGGAGCUGAUCGCAGAGGUCUGCGACAUGUACGAGCUCGAGUACAUCUUCGAUGAUGAGAAGACCACCACAGCGGGAGACCGAGGAUUCCUCGCAGAAGAGCACCAGGGUGAGACGGAGUCCCGGCCACCGGUGGUGACUGUCAUGGGGCAUGUGGAUCACGGGAAGACCACCCUCCUCGAUACCCUCCGGAAGCGGAGUGUGGCUGCCUCGGAGGCAGGCGGCAUCACCCAGAGGAUCGGAGCUUACACCGUGGAGUUGGACGGGCAGAAGAUUACCUUUAUCGACACGCCUGGCCAUGAGGCGUUCACGGCCAUGCGUGCGAGAGGAGCGCAGGUGACAGACAUCGCGGUGCUGGUUGUGGCUGCAGACGACGGCGUCAUGCCCCAGACACGGGAGGCUAUCGCCCAUGCCAAGGCAGCCGAG